AGAAAUCAACAAGAAAUAGACAGAAUGCGAAACUAUUAUAAACAUUUUUGAUCCAUUAUAACGUAAUUUCACGUCAAAAAGAUCUCGCUUUCGAGACGGUCGGUUCUUCACGCAGAAAAUGUUGCGGCUAACACUACAAAAGCUUGUACCAGUUACCAAGGCAGUUUGCCAAAGGAACUAUGCAGCAGCAGCUGGUGCAGCCCAAAAUCUUGAUCCCAUCCAACAGCUUUUCUUAGAUAAAAUUAGAGAGUACCGUUCCAGAUCUAAAGGUGGUCAGUUAGUUGAUGUCACAGCAGAAUCUGAAGCCGCCUUAAAGGAAAUGCUAGGUAAUCUGGAGAGGGCAUUUGGAGCUAAAGGUGUUGAUAUGACCCAGUUUCCCAAAUUGCAGUUUUCAGAACCCACUAUUGCUUGGCCUGGGCUGAGUGAUGAGCAGAAGGCCAAAAUUGAUCAGGCAGUUAAAGCUGAAGAAGCAGAACAGAAGAAGAAAGUAGCUGCCGAGGAAGAAGAGGAAGGUGAUGGUGAUGAAGAACUUCUUAAACUUUAAGAAGCUUAAUUUUAGAAUAUUUUCAGUUUUUUUUUUUUUUUUUUAGGAUUACGAGCUGUACAACAUUAAAUAAUUUGUGGAUAUGAAAAUAAUUUAAAAUGAAUGCGA
Molecule: messenger RNA, 652 nt
Organism: Physella acuta
Lineage: Eukaryota; Metazoa; Mollusca; Gastropoda; Physidae
Product: ATP synthase-coupling factor 6, mitochondrial-like
Biological process (GO): proton motive force-driven ATP synthesis
Cellular component (GO): proton-transporting ATP synthase complex
Molecular function (GO): proton transmembrane transporter activity
Source: RefSeq, a predicted model, not a curated record